UAGGCUGAUAUAAUAUUUUAGAGCAACGGUAGUAUUGUAUCAAACUCAACCUACUCAUCAGCAAAUAAGCAAAGACAAGCAUUUGGCGGGUUCUUCCUUUAAGGAGCUCUUCCUUCUUCUUCUUCUUCUUCUUCGUUGCUUGAGAUGGCUACUUUGGUGAAGCUUGUGCAGCCACCAUCUCUAAUGGCUUUUACUCACCAGCCAUGGCAGCAACACCAAGCCAAGUUUGGUGAGCUGCUAAAGUUCAGAUUGGUAAACCCUAUAAAAACUGCAACACAAAGUUCAUCAUCUACAUCCUCUUUGGAAGUUUCUCAAAUCAAGGAGAAUUUUUCUCAAGCACUCCAGGGGAUUAACAGAGGGGUAUUUGGGACAACAUCUGGGAAGAAGUCUGAGAUUCAGGAGCUGGUGCAGCAGCUAGAAUCCCAGAACCCAACUCCAGAUCCCACUCUCAAUCUUCACAAGGUGGAUGGAUGUUGGAAGCUUAUAUACAGCACAAUCAGCAUAAUGGGUGCAAAGAGAACAAAGCUAGGGUUGAGAGAUUUCAUCACCUUGGGUGACCUCUUCCAAAUCAUAGACGUAGCCGAGAGCAAAGCAGUGAAUGUGAUAAAGUUCAAUGUGAAGGGACUGAACCUGUUGAAUGGUCAGCUGGCAAUUGUAGCCUCCUUCAACAUUGAUUCCAAAUCAAGAGUUACAAUUACAUACAGAGAAUCAACCAUCACACCUGACCAGCUGAUGAAUGUGUUCCAGAAGAACUAUGACCUUCUUCUCAACAUCUUCAACCCCGAGGGGUGGCUCGAGCUCACAUAUGUUGAUGAUGAGAUGAGGAUAGGAAGGGAUCAAAAGGGUAAUAUCUUUGUCUUGGAGAGAUCUGAAGAACAGAUUUGUUUGUAACACUUAGUUUUUGCUUAGCAAAGUUGGAUGCUGUUCAUGGCUAAUUUUUCAGAAGGUUAUACAGACUAUAGACACAUAACUCAUUGAUGUUUACUCAUUUGUAUAGACAUUUUUGUUAUUCUAUGGAAUCAAUGGAAGCUAAUGUGACUGAGCUCCUACUGUAUUGAUGUUUAGAGACCAAAAAUGUUAGUAAGGUUAGUUUUGGG
Messenger RNA from Linum tenue, 1097 nucleotides. The record is from the annotation of a GenBank genome assembly. NCBI's taxonomy places the organism in Eukaryota, Viridiplantae, Streptophyta, Magnoliopsida, Malpighiales, Linaceae.